This is a messenger RNA of Acanthoscelides obtectus, 905 nucleotides long. The record is from the annotation of a GenBank genome assembly. NCBI's taxonomy places the organism in Eukaryota, Metazoa, Arthropoda, Insecta, Coleoptera, Chrysomelidae.
GUGGUGAAGACAUAUAUAAACCAACUUGGUUUGCUUACGAAAUGAUGGAGUCUUUUUUACUACCAGACGACUACCGUAAGAUCGUUCGCCUAUUCCGAGAGGAAGAAGUGCCUCAUCACACUUUUCCUCUCCCUUCGGAACGGAACAUCCAUGCGGUGGUUCGAGGAGUUCUCGUCAACUUUUCGGAUACUGAGAUUAAGGGACAACUGGAGCAGAGGGGAUAUAACCCUCUUCAUAUCAUUCGAUUGAAGCGCAGUGGCGGCGCGCCCAUGCCUUUGGUGGUCGUGAUACUGCCCAAGACUGAAAAGUCUCAGCAAGUGUUCAACGAACACGAACUGCUGGGACUGGCCAUUCGAGUUGAGCAAUCACAACAAAAUGUUGUACAUGAAGAAACGGACGAGACAGAGGAUGACCAUACCGAUACGGUCACUACACCAUCCCGACCAUCGACAUCUACUAAUAAACGUCGUCGCCCUGUUAGUGAAACGGCUGAAAAGCAAAUGGCCACAGCAUUCGAACAACUAACAAAUGAUAUAAGACAAAGGCGAACUGAAUGUAGACCAGCUCACGAAGACGAUGAUUGCGAUUUAUACGCAAAGCUAUUAGCUAUAAAGCUACGCGAACUGCCAAAUGAUGAACGAAAACUUAUUAUGUACCAAAUAGACGGGUUGUUUAUAAGUAGAAUCAACCAAAGGUCAUACGCACGUCAUACACCAUCCCCUCAAUAUUAUUCUAGACCUUCAUCAAUGGCCACCACAUAUGCACAACAUACGCCAUCUACUCAAUUCCAAGACAUUCCGAGUCGGCCAACAUCAGUUAAUACCGUUUAUUCUGAACCUGUCCAAACACUCAAAGAUUUUUUCCAUCCAUGCAAACCUCUCAUUCAGAGCCCUUCUCAAACAUAA